Molecule: messenger RNA, 744 nt
Organism: Fraxinus pennsylvanica
Lineage: Eukaryota; Viridiplantae; Streptophyta; Magnoliopsida; Lamiales; Oleaceae
Source: the annotation of a GenBank genome assembly
AUGGAGGGAACUUACACUGAAAAUGGAAAAAGCAGCAGGACAAGGAGCACCAGGCAGCGGGAGCAGGCCGACCUUUUUAACAUCCCCGGCUUCACUGUUCAGACUGGACCGAGGAUGCCCAGGGCGAGGCGAGCUAAUCUUGAGGGGUUGAAAAUUUCCAACUCCCACGUGCUACCUCCUCCCCCCACACGUGCAAUUGUUAGGACAAAGCUGAAGUUUCUUUUCAAGAAGCAGCUCCAGAAGAGUGAUGUAAACAGCCUAAGAAGAAUGGUUCUUCCAAAGAAAGAAGCUGAGACUCAUCUUCCUGUCCUUGAGAGCAAGGAAGGGAUUAUUAUCGACAUGAUGGACAUGGAUGGCACUCAUGAGUGGUGUUUCAAGUUCAGGUUUUGGCCAAACAAUAGCAGCAGGAUGUAUGUGCUCGAGUACACUGGGGAAUUUGUGAGUACCCAUAGCUUGAUUGCGGGGGAUUACGUUCUUAUUUACCGAGAUGAUGAAAGAGAAACAUAUGUGAUUGAGGCUGUGAAAGCAGGAGAUUUGGAAAUGAGAGAGAUCUUUGAUGGCAUUGAUUUUAGCCUUCCUAUUUUGGAUGUGAUGGGAAUGUCAAUUGAUUAUGACCCGAGCUUCCUAGAUGACUCUCCACUUGAUUAUCAAGGAGAAACAAUGGCAGAUUUCGACGGUCUUGGAUCAGGAUCAUCUCUUGUAGGAGACAAUGACAACUUUCCUGCUGAUCAUAAUCUAGGUUAG